Molecule: messenger RNA, 1131 nt
Organism: Phytophthora infestans T30-4
Lineage: Eukaryota; Oomycota; Peronosporomycetes; Peronosporales; Peronosporaceae
Product: cleavage induced serine protease family S33, putative
Exons: 7
Coding region: 1-1131 (376 amino acids)
Molecular function (GO): catalytic activity
Source: RefSeq, a predicted model, not a curated record
AUGCUUCGAAUGCUGCGCCCCAUCGCCGCCACAACAGCGGUACUGCUUGCCGCAGGUGUUGCAACCGAGGGACGACUUUGGCAAUGGGUCCCUGCAAGAUACUCCAAACUUGAGGAGGCAGAGCGCAAGAUUUUCACACGCGCUAUCUCGACGCCAUUCGAGAUGAAGAAAGUCGCACAGUUGGGCACCGUGGUGGUGCCCUGCUCCGACGAAAAGAAGCGCGAGAGUGCCAAAAACCUUGUUCUGGUCCACGGGUUCGCUGGCGGUAACGCGGUGUGGGCGAUGAACUUAGAGAAAUUGUCCAAGCACUUCAAUGUGUACGCAGUGGAAUGGAUUGGUGUCGGCCGGUCGGAUCGCCCUGACUUCAAUUUCAAUGACGUAAGGCAUCUGUAUGAAAGUGCCGAUGAUUUCAUCGUUGGCUCAUUCGAGAAGUGGCAAAAGGAGAUCAAGCUUGAAAAUUUUGAUUUGGUCGGCCACUCAAUGGGGGCUAUCUUCGCAUCCUCAUACGCAUUGAAGCACCCUGACCAAGUCAACCACCUCGUGUUGGCAUCUCCAGCAGGUGUGCCACACCCACCACCACCUCCGGAUCCGACGACGGAGGAAGGACGAGCUGCUAGUCGCUCAUGGCUGAGACGCAUGGUCUUCUCGGCGUGGGAGAACGGUGUGACACCGAUGUCUCUCGCUCGAUUUGUGGGACCGUAUGGACCAAAGCUGGUGCAAAACGUGGUGCACCGCCGAACCUCAUUCAUGUCGGAGGGAAGCGCCAUGCGAGACGGUCGUGUCGACUUGAACGAGAUGGCGGAGUACAUGUACCACAACUGGGCCCUCAAACCGAGCGGAGAACGCGUCAUGACCACGCAUCUUGCUCCUGGAGCGCAUGCGGUUCGUCCACUCGUGAGCUCGCUGCUUCCCGAAAGUGUGAAGAUGCCGCUUACGUUCAUCUACGGUGAAUACGAUUGGAUGGACUACCGCAAUGGACUGAGUAUCGUGGACAGCUUCAAGCAGAAGGGCCGCUCUGCUGAUCUCUUCCGUGUGCCGAACGGAGGCCAUCAAAUGUUCAUGGAGAAUCCCGACGAGUUCAGCCGAAUUCUCAUCGACCGCCUGGCAAGACAAAUACUAGUACAACACUAG